Molecule: messenger RNA, 2181 nt
Organism: Zonotrichia leucophrys gambelii
Lineage: Eukaryota; Metazoa; Chordata; Aves; Passeriformes; Passerellidae
Gene: PLXDC2
Product: plexin domain containing 2
Exons: 14
Coding region: 270-1859 (529 amino acids)
Source: RefSeq, a predicted model, not a curated record
GGUGAUGCCGCUGGACUGAGAGCGGCGCGGCCGCGCGAGUUCGGGGGACGGAGCCCCCCCCCGCCUCCUUCCAGCGCUCCCCAGACCCGGUGCAGCGCCCUCAGCCCCGCGGCUCGUCCCUGCCGCCCCCCUGUAUGAGCGCUGCUCCGAGCGCAGGGCGGCUCGGCGCCUGCUAGGGCUGCUCUCCGCCGCCCCCCGGACUUCCCCAGCACCGACGAGGAGCGGCGCGCACCCCGCACCCGGAGAGUUGUCUCGGCAGGCUCCGUGCUAUGGCGAAGCUGCGGAGGAGCAAACUAGCCGCCGGAUUUCUAUUACUUUUCCAGUGCCUGAGCGAGCGCUGCCAGCUCGCCGGCGGGGAGACGCCGAGGCAGAGCCGCGGUGUGUUUUAUGAAGUUGUUCAGAGCUUCCCUCGAGUGGAGGAGAAUGUGGAGGUGGAUUCAUUUGUGAGCAGCCACAGGUGGAGAAGGCACUCAGAGUCCCUCAAAUCCGUGGACACCAACAGAGCCAGCAUGGGGCAGGAUUCCUUGGAGCCAGGGGGUUUCACAGACCUGCUGCUUGAGGAGGGACAUGACAACACUACACAGAUUGAGGAGGAUACAGAUCAUAAUUAUUAUACAUCAAGGACGUAUGGCCCCUAUGAUUCUACCAGCCGGGAUUUGUGGGUCAAUAUAGACCAAAUGGAGAAGGACAAAGUAAAGAUUCAUGGGAUCCUUUCCAAUACCCAUCGUCAAGCAGCAAGAGUAAAUCUGUCCUUUGAUUUUCCAUUUUACGGACAUUUUCUACGUGAAAUUACUGUGGCAACUGGAGGUUUCAUAUAUACUGGAGAAGUUGUGCAUCGAAUGUUAACAGCUACCCAAUAUAUUGCACCAUUAAUGGCAAAUUUUGACCCCAGUGUGUCAAGAAAUUCAACAGUCAGAUACUUUGAUAAUGGCACAGCACUAGUUGUCCAGUGGGAUCAUGUACAUCUGCAGGAUAAUUACAACCUGGGGAGUUUCACUUUUCAGGCCACCCUUCUCAAUGAUGGGCGUAUCAUUUUCGGCUACAAAGAAAUUCCUGUUGCUGUGACACAGAUAAGUUCAACCAACCACCCAGUGAAAGUGGGACUUUCAGAUGCAUUUGUGGUUGUGCACAGGAUCCAGCAAAUUCCCAAUGUCCGCAGAAGAACAAUUUAUGAAUACCACAGGGUGGAGCUACAGAUGUCAAAGAUUACCAAUCUCUCAGCUGUUGAAAUGAUACCACUUCCAACUUGUCUCCAGUUUACCAGCUGUGGUCCCUGUGUCACUGCCCAGAUUGGUUUCAACUGCAGCUGGUGCAGUAAACUCCAAAGAUGCUCCAGUGGAUUUGAUCGUCACCGGCAAGAUUGGGUAGACAGUGGCUGCCCAGAAGAGUCAAAGGAUAAGAUUUGUGAGAGGAAUAUAGACACAACUGAAACACCUCUGUACUCCACCACCACCCUUCUGCCAACCACCACAAGGUUCAGAGUUUUAACAACCACCAGAGGAUCCACCACUUCCCACCUUCCAACCAGCCUGCCCACAGAAGACGACACCAAGAUAGCACUGCACCUAAAAGAUAAUGGAGCUUCAACAGACGACAGCGCGGCAGAGAAGAAAGGCGGAACGCUCCACACUGGGUUAAUUGUCGGCAUCCUGGUGCUGGUGCUCGUUGUGGCUGCAGCCAUCCUCGUGACUGUCUACAUGUACCAUCAUCCAACAUCAGCAGCUAGUCUCUUCUUUAUAGAGCGACGUCCAAGCAGAUGGCCAGCAAUGAAAUUCAGAAGAGGAUCUGGACAUCCUGCCUAUGCUGAGGUGGAACCAGUGGGAGAAAAAGAAGGGUUCAUCGUAUCAGAGCAGUGCUAAAAUUUCUGGGACAGAACACCAGUACUGGCCUACAGGUGUAAGACAUUUAUUUUGCCUCUCUUUAAAGAAAAGGAGCCCUAAGCUGCUGUAGCCUGAUAGAAAGAAGAUUCUGGAUAAACUUUGUCCAAGAAGAAAAACUAUCUAAGAUACCAGGUUACUACUGCACAGUAGUUUUUGUUAGUGGACUGAGACACAAUGGUUCAUGCAGAACACUUGUCAGUGGACACCUACAGUAUCAGAACCAUGGCACAAGUGCCGUGUUAUUUGCUUUAGGUGUGGGGAUGCACAGUAAUCAGAAAUAUAAUAAAGCUUUGGUGCGCAA